Messenger RNA from Plasmodium cynomolgi strain B, 276 nucleotides. RefSeq lists its product as hypothetical. The transcript has a single exon. NCBI's taxonomy places the organism in Eukaryota, Apicomplexa, Aconoidasida, Haemosporida, Plasmodiidae. The record is from RefSeq and is a predicted model, not a curated record. The annotation marks the transcript as partial.
AUGUCGUACCUCGUUUUUCUGCAAGCAAAGAAUAUUUGCCUAACCCCCUACUCCAUUUUUCCCAUUUUGAAGUUUAUAAAAUUGUAUAACCCCCUGGUAAGAAUUCUUUUCCACUUUGUCCUUCUAUCCUAUGAGAAAACAUACAACAGGAAAAUAAUCAAGCUGGCCUUUUCCCUCAUGUACGUUUGCGCGUACGUGAGUAUGUAUGUCCUUGUUCGGCCUGACUUAACCAAGUUUCGAACACUUCAUGGCUACAUAAAGAAACACAUACAGAUU